This is a messenger RNA of Porites lobata, 444 nucleotides long. NCBI's taxonomy places the organism in Eukaryota, Metazoa, Cnidaria, Anthozoa, Scleractinia, Poritidae. The record is from the annotation of a GenBank genome assembly.
UUGUACAAAACUUUGCUUCCUGGUAGAGAGAAGGUGCCUCUUCUCUUGUUGGCUGAUCCAGCAUACCCCUUACUACCCCAUUGUAUGAAAGAAUAUUAAGUUUUUAAUGCACAAGUAAUGUUUAACACAAUGUUACGAAGUGCUCGCAACCAGAUUGAGUGUGCUUAUGGGCAAUUAAAAGCCAGGUGGCCAAUUCUGACAACAUCCCUAAAUUCCAACCUUGAUGAUAUCCCAGUAAUAGUCUAUACUUGCUUUGUAUUGCAUAAUUACUGUGAGAUGAACAAAGUAGGAAUAGACAAGAUAUCAGUAGCAUCUCCUCAGCAAAGCAAUGCAGAUGAGAGACAAGGGUCUCUUGACAGGAGAUAUAGUGUUACCACUGCUCAAGGUUUUAAGACCAGGGAGGUUAUAACUGAUUACUUUAAAGAGUAUAUGGUUACAGUUUAA